UCCCGCUCACUGUGACACAUCACUAGUUUCUUUGUUACAUGUCUUUUUUAAUUUCUUUCUUGGUGUCAAAUGUUCUGCAAUUAUUGGAAGCUUAAAGUGGAUUGAAUAUUCAAGAUUUUACAUUUUGGACCUGGUGUCUUAUCAGAGCUGCCACCAAUUUUUUGCCAGUUUGCACUGCUUGUUCUCUUUUUUCAUGUCUUUGUUGAUUGUUUAACAAGUUUAUAAGCUCAAAUUCUCAUCAGGGUGUUGCAGUUCUUGGAUAGACAAUUGAGGGGAGAUAAAAUUGUGUUCCUGAUUUAGAUAGAGAGACAGUCUUACUAGCAUUGACGGUCGAGGGGAAUAAAACAAUGGCCCCAGGAGGUAUCAUCAACAAGGAAGAGAUCGAGUCACGCAUUGCGUACUUGGAUCAUGAUACGGGCCAUCCGGCGACUUCUAAUGCUGAGUUAAGAGGCUCCCCUUUUAGAAAAGCUGCAACACCUUCCACUGGGAAUCCUGGAAAACAAUCAACUAGUAACAUGCAAGACCUUCUUGAUUGUCCUGUUUGCUUCACUAUAAUGUAUCCUCCAAUUUUCCAGUGUCCAAAUGGCCACACUCUAUGUUCACACUGCAGGGCCAGAGUGAAGAACUCUUGCCCAAUUUGCCGAGGAGAACUAGGAAAUAUAAGGUGCUUGGCUCUGGAGAAAAUUGCCGAGUCAAUAGAACUCCCCUGCAAAUACCAAAGUAUGGGAUGUUGUGACAUAUUUCCCUACUACAGCAAGCCAAAACAUGAAAAGAACUGCAAAUAUCGCCCAUACAACUGCCCUUAUGCUGGAGCUGAAUGUUCUGUCACCGGUGACAUCCCGCUCCUUGUCAAGCAUCUCAGAAACGAACACAAAGUUGACAUGCAUGAUGGAUGCACCUUCAAUCACAGAUAUGUCAAGUCUGAUCCCCGAGAAAUCGACAAUGCCACAUGGAUGUUAACUGUUUUCAAUUGUUUCGGCCGACAGUUUUGCCUGCACUUUGAGACAUUUCAUCUAGGAAUGUCACCUGUUUACAUGGCCUUCCUGAGAUUCAUGGGUGCAGAAGAUGAGGCAAGAGAAUUUAGUUACAGUCUUGAAGUUGGUGGAAAUGGUAGAAAGCUUACAUGGCAAGGAGUUCCGAGAAGUAUCCGGGAUAGCCAUCAGAAAGUUCGAGACAGCCAAGAUGGACUGAUCAUUCAGAGAAACUUGGCACUUUUCUUUUCUGGAGGGGAACGGCAGGAGUUAAAACUGAAAGUUUCUGGACGGAUAUGGAAAGAACAGUGAGAUAUAACAUAGAAACUUAAUGUACUUGGAAAAUAAAUGGACGAUAGGAAAUUUAUAUGCACUGUAAAUAAGUAGCAUAAGUUGCUUACAAUUUUAAGAGAAUUAAAUUCGUCUAUAUGACAGGUUCAAGUGGGCAGCUAUCUUUUCAGAUU
Populus nigra (black poplar) is the source of this 1435-nucleotide messenger RNA. RefSeq names its product E3 ubiquitin-protein ligase SINAT2-like. The transcript is spliced from 4 exons. NCBI's taxonomy places the organism in Eukaryota, Viridiplantae, Streptophyta, Magnoliopsida, Malpighiales, Salicaceae. Gene Ontology annotation, molecular function: ubiquitin protein ligase activity; protein binding; zinc ion binding. Gene Ontology annotation, cellular component: cytoplasm. Bases 348 to 1283 code for a protein of 311 amino acids. Gene Ontology annotation, biological process: multicellular organism development; ubiquitin-dependent protein catabolic process. The record is from RefSeq and is a predicted model, not a curated record.